Molecule: messenger RNA, 2960 nt
Organism: Mugil cephalus (flathead mullet)
Lineage: Eukaryota; Metazoa; Chordata; Actinopteri; Mugiliformes; Mugilidae
Gene: grhl2b
Product: grainyhead-like transcription factor 2b
Exons: 16
Coding region: 332-2173 (613 amino acids)
Biological process (GO): neural tube development; regulation of transcription by RNA polymerase II; brain development
Cellular component (GO): nucleus
Molecular function (GO): RNA polymerase II cis-regulatory region sequence-specific DNA binding; DNA-binding transcription activator activity, RNA polymerase II-specific
Source: RefSeq, a predicted model, not a curated record
UUACAGUGAAAGAAUUUCAGGCAAAGUUGACCCGCUGCCAUUAAAGCGAGCCAAGGCAAAUAUUAUAAUGCAUGGCAGCAGGAUAUGUUGUUGUUUGUCAUAAUCUACGUGCAAACCGAACACAAGACGAGCAGAGCGAUUGGCUGCUGCGGACAAAAGCCGCUUUACCUGCCAGGUGGAGAGACAGUCACUGAGAGGGGCAGGGAGAAAAGACGCGGGGCGAGAAAAGUCGACUUACCUGUAGCCCAACUUCUGGCAACUCGCUCACUCUAUUACCUGCUCCGACUUGAAAGUCCAGUUUCACAAGGAAGGAUCGUAGAGGAAGCAAAAUAUGUCACAGGAGACAGACAAUAAGCGUCUGGUGGUGGUGGUCCCCAACGAGAACUCGUUCCCUGCUGUGCGUCGGGCCUACACCAGCGAGGACGAGGCAUGGAGGUCAUAUCUGGAGAACCCGCUAACGGCCGCUACCAAGGCCAUGAUGAGCAUCAACGGGGACGAGGACAGCGCCAACGCCCUGGGCCUGCUCUACGACUACUACAAGGUGCCUAAAGAAAAGAGGCUUCUUCCAGUUCCUAAAGUCGUUGAGAUUACAGAGGAACAGGAGAAGAGAUCUAUGUUACAAUGCAACCCCAGCAGCCAAAACGAGGUGGAGACCGUGGACAACCGCGUUCAGGUCCUCAAGUCCGUUCCCGUCAACCUGUCACUGAACACAGAGCACCAGGAGACCAAACGGGAGCAGUACAGCAACUCAACGGCAGUCGGGUCGGCGCCAGUGGACGGAGGCUCAUCGGCCGUGGCCGUGGUGAAGGCUGAAGUGUACGCGCCCGUGUUCAUCCCGGGACAGGGUCUUCACUCUUUCAGGAUGGAGGGUGAGGAGCCGGCGAGGGUGAUCUACGAACAGAGUCCGUACGAGGUGACCACCACCAGUCACAACUCAUACGUAAAGGAAGAUCAGCAGAGUCCACCUGACAGCCCGUAUGAAGAGGAGAGAGACGGGAAGUACCACUCACCUUCCUCUCUGGCUACAGAUGACUUCUUAUUUCACCAGGAUGGAGUUGACACUUUCCAGUACACGUUGGAUGCCUCGCGCUCACUGCGUCAGAAGCAGGGUGAGGGACCGAUGACCUACCUGAACAAAGGCCAGUUCUACGGCGUGACUCUAAACGAGCUCAGCGCCAACAAGCGCCUCCGUCACCCCAUCAGUAAAGUCCGGAGCGUGAUCAUGGUGGUGUUCAGUGAGGACAAGAACCGAGACGAGCAGCUAAAAUACUGGAAGUACUGGCACUCUCGGCAGCACACGGCCAAACAGCGAGUCCUUGAUAUCGCUGAUUACAAGGAGAGCUUCAACACGAUCGGCAACAUCGAAGAAAUCGCCUACAACGCCAUCUCCUUCACCUGGGACGUGAACGAAGAGGCCAAGAUCUUCAUCACAGUCAACUGCCUGAGCACAGACUUCUCCUCUCAGAAGGGCGUGAAGGGUCUUCCUCUGAUGAUCCAGAUCGACACGUACAGCUACAACAACCGCAGCAACAAGCCUCUGCACAGGGCCUACUCACAGAUCAAGGUCUUCUGUGACAAGGGAGCAGAGAGGAAAAUAAGAGACGAAGAGAGAAAGCUGUACCGCAAGAAGUCAAAAGGGAAGGAUGGAGGUGUAGGGGUGAUAACUCCCGCCAAAAAGUCAGACACCACCUAUUUCAAGACCAUGACCGACUUGGAGGCGCAGCCCGUCCUCUUCAUCCCAGACGUUCACUUUGGCAACUUGCAGAGAGCCGGACAGGUGUUUGCCUUCAACACAGAGGAGAUUGAGAGAGAAGGGAGCGUGCUGGUGAAGAGGAUGUUCAGGCCGUCGGAUGAAGACCUGUGUCCGUCGCCUCACAAGCAGAUCAAAGAGGAGACACACAAGAGAGUGCUGCUGUAUGUAAGGAAGGAGACGGACGAGGUGUUUGACGCCCUGAUGCUGAAGUCUCCCACGCUCAGGGGCCUGAUGGAUGCUAUAUCAGAGAAGUAUGGUGUGCCCACGGACAGGAUAGCCAAAGUGUACAAGAAAAGUAAAAAAGGUAUCCUUGUGAACAUGGACGAUAACAUCAUCGAGCAUUACUCCAAUGAAGACACCUUCAUCCUGAGCAUCGAGAGCUACGCAGACUCCUACAAGAUCAUACUGACAGAGAUCUGACAGCUGAGCCCGGAGACAAAACAGACGCUGUGACUGCUGCAACCUGACACUGAUUGGCUGAUAAAAAGACUUACAUUACUGGAGACAGUCCAUCGGUGCAGUUGUACCGACGGUUUGAGGUCAGCAUCGACACAUCUGAUCCCCCUCCGACAUUCUCUUCCGAGCGGGAGGACAAGGAUAUAGUUAAGGACAUUAAAAUGGACGGCCUAUAUCCUCUUAAGUUGCGAGGCGAAAAGAUGGCACACAAAUGGAUCCAUGUCCUCCAGUUUCACUUAAUAUUUUUAUUGUAUAAAAGAAUUUGUACGUAUAUUCUUGUUCUGUACAGAGUUUGUGUUUUUGCCAAAUGCUAUCAGGAGUGGCCUCAUGAAAUGCCUGAUGUACUGUAUGUAGCCGCAGCUUGCAUUAGUUGUUCCCAAGUAACUUAGCAGCUUCUUUGCAUGCCAGUCUUUGUUUCCAUAGAUGUGUUUUUAUUUAUUAACGCAUUAAUUGUGUUUUUGCAAUUCUUAAGCAACUUAUCCAGAAAUUUCAAAUACUUUAGUACAUUUCAGUGACUUUUCUUCUAGUCACCCUCUGCAACCGUACUCAAGGUGUUUCAUCUCUCAGCCAUGUUGUAAUAUAUAUAUACAUGUGAACAAGUGUCAAUUUGUAGAGACUUACAUGAGAUGGUAAUAAUUCAGAAAUACUAUUAACAUCUCAAAUUUAGACAAAUGCUACUUUGUGGUCUUGAUUUCAUGUGCUUGAAUUUUGUGUUUAAAAAUUAAUAAAGAUAUUAUGAGUAGAGAUGUAA